Molecule: messenger RNA, 1422 nt
Organism: Ruditapes philippinarum (Manila clam)
Lineage: Eukaryota; Metazoa; Mollusca; Bivalvia; Venerida; Veneridae
Product: transmembrane protein 101-like
Exons: 4
Coding region: 58-1035 (325 amino acids)
Biological process (GO): positive regulation of canonical NF-kappaB signal transduction
Source: RefSeq, a predicted model, not a curated record
CACGGUGUUAGUUUAGAGUCAGAUACUGCAAGAAGUGGAUUAGAAAAGAGGUUAAAGAUGAAAAAGACUGGGAAAAAGAAUCAACGGGAAGAUGCUAUUAAUGGAAAAGAUGAAAAAGCGGGUGAAACUGUUCAAAGAGUUCCAGUAAAUUUCGGUCUCCAAUUUUCCGACUUGUGGGAAAAUCCGGAACUUGUAUUAACCAAUAUGGCGACCUCCAUAUCGAAAGCCGGUAGAGCAAUUCCAGAGUUCCUUUUAGCAAAGUUCCCGUAUGUUCAGGCAAUAUCAUUAAUCAUGUUGUUAGCAGAAAGAGCGCUUAAAAUGGAGAAGUAUCCCCCAAUGCAUCCCCACCUUAUUUAUGGGAUAGCCGUGGUUUGUUUCAUCACCGGGUGCAUGAUGACAGCUAAAAUUAAACUGAGAUUUGCUACACUUGUAUACUCCGCAGUACUUGUAUACCUCACCAUUAAUGCAUACACUAACAGGCAGUUCAACUACUCAAGACAUGUUAGGAAUCGUAUAGCAAGCAGACAUGCAGGAUGUUUAGGUGUAUACUUGAUUUAUUCAUUCAUCAAAAGCAACCGACAGUCUAACUUAAUACACAGGAUUGGAGAACUGUGUAUAUCAGCGUACCUCCUCGGAUCAGCGUAUCUAAUCAACGAAAGCUAUGAAGACAAGCGCGCAGUUCUUGAAAAUAUCCCUGGCGGGAAUUACGCGAGAUAUUUCUUAACCAUAAUCUUCACAUGUGCUGGACUGUGCUUCAUUUCUGGUUAUUUCCUAAGAGAUAUUUCCAUGUCGAUGGCUUUCUUGAUCGGUGCGAUAACAAUUUUAGUGGAUAUGAAAUUCUCGUACUGGUCAUAUCGUGGAAUGGCUUACUGGAACCAGAUGAGGAUUGUUAUAGAUAAUUUGAACCUGUUGACGGGAUUUUUUGUGUUCAUGAUUCAUUAUGAAAACAUCGCUAGAGCGGAGGCGGAAGCAAUACAGAGAGCAAAGGAGCAGGAAGAGCAGGAAUCUGAUGAGGAGCAUGAUAAGCAAGAGUGAAGUUUUAUCAUCGCUAAAAUAUCAUCUGUUUGAAUCUGGUCAGCAAUUUGUCAUUAACGUAGCAAUGCUCAAAGUGGCUGAAUUUUUUUUUUAUAACCAUCUUAAGAGUGAAAUCAAAAUGAUAAGAAUUUUACUUUGCACACAAGGCCAUGUAUAGCAUAAGUUCAAAAAUCUUGUGCCACCUUCUUGAAGUUGUAUAAAGAAGUGGCAGAGGUAUACCUACAUUAAAUUUUAUAAGCUUAAUUAUGUUAAAUUAUGUUAACAGGCUUUUUUUAAUUGAAAAUGAUACAAGAAAUUAGCCAGUAUUAAGUUAAUUAAUGCAAAAAAAAAUUUUUUUUACUCAGAAAUCCAUUUUUGUGUCGCCUCUACGGAGUAGUGGCGACAUAU